Messenger RNA from Passer montanus (Eurasian tree sparrow), 1551 nucleotides. It is a transcript of the gene IGF2BP1, whose product is annotated as insulin like growth factor 2 mRNA binding protein 1. The record is from RefSeq and is a predicted model, not a curated record. Gene Ontology annotation, molecular function: mRNA 3'-UTR binding. Gene Ontology annotation, cellular component: cytosol; nucleus; cytoplasm. Gene Ontology annotation, biological process: nervous system development; regulation of gene expression. Bases 1 to 1551 code for a protein of 516 amino acids. The transcript has 15 exons. NCBI's taxonomy places the organism in Eukaryota, Metazoa, Chordata, Aves, Passeriformes, Passeridae.
AUGUGGAAAGUGGAGCUCCAUGGGAAGCAGCUGGAGAUCGAGCACUCCGUGCCCAAAAAGCAAAGGAGCCGGAAGAUCCAGAUCCGGAACAUUCCGCCGCAGCUGCGCUGGGAGGUUUUGGACGGGCUGCUGGCCCAGUACGGCACCGUGGAGAGCUGUGAGCAGGUGAACACGGAGAGCGAGACCGCCGUGGUGAACGUCACCUACGCCAGCCGGGAGCAGACGCGGCAGGCCAUCCUGAAGCUGAACGGGCACCAGCUGGAGAGCCACGCGCUCAAGGUCUCCUACAUCCCGGACGAGCAGCCCGAGAACGGGCGGCGCGGCGGGGCCGGGGCGCGCGGCGGGGCCCGGCCGGGCUCCCCUCCAGAGGUUCUCCAGAAAGGUUCUCCAGGGGCUCUCCAGAGUUUCUCCAGGGCUUCUACAGAAUUCCCCCUGCCCUUGCUGGGACGUGACUUUCGGGGAGGCUCCGGGGCCUCUCCCAGCGCCCGUCCCGCGGUUUUCAGGAUCGACGUGCACCGCAAGGAGAACGCGGGCGCGGCCGAGAAGGCCAUCAGCAUCCACUCCACGCCCGAGGGCUGCUCGGCCGCCUGCCGGAUGAUCCUGGACAUCAUGCACAAGGAGGCCAAGGACACCAAGACGGCUGACGAGGUCCCCCUGAAGAUCCUGGCCCACAACAACUUCGUGGGGCGCCUGAUCGGCAAAGAGGGCCGGAACCUCAAGAAGGUGGAGCAGGACACGGAGACCAAAAUCACCAUUUCCUCGCUGCAGGAGCUGACCCUGUACAACCCCGAGCGCACCAUCACGGUCAAGGGCUGUCCCGAGAGCUGCUGCCGCGCCGAGCAGGAGAUCAUGAAGAAAGUGCGCGAGGCCUACGAGAACGACGUGGCCGCCAUGAGCCUGCAGUCCCACCUCAUUCCCGGGCUGAACCUGGCGGCCGUCGGGCUCUUCCCGGCCUCCUCCUCGGCGGUGCCGCCGCCCCCGAGCGGCGUCUCCGGGGCCGCUCCCUACAGCUCCUUCCUGCCCCCCGAGCAGGAGACGGUGCACGUGUUCAUCCCGGCGCAGGCGGUCGGGGCCAUCAUCGGCAAGAAGGGCCAGCACAUCAAGCAGCUCUCGCGCUUCGCCAGCGCCUCCAUCAAGAUCGCGCCCCCGGAGACGCCGGACUCCAAAGUGCGCAUGGUGGUGAUCACCGGCCCGCCCGAGGCGCAGUUCAAGGCGCAGGGCAGGAUUUACGGGAAGCUGAAGGAGGAGAACUUCUUCGGGCCCAAGGAGGAGGUGAAGCUGGAGACGCACAUCCGCGUGCCGGCCUCGGCCGCCGGCCGCGUCAUCGGCAAGGGCGGCAAGACCGUGAACGAGCUGCAGAACCUGACGGCGGCCGAGGUGGUGGUGCCGCGGGAGCAGACCCCGGACGAGAACGAGCAGGUCAUCGUCAAGAUCAUCGGGCACUUCUACGCCAGCCAGAUGGCCCAGCGCAAGAUCCGCGACAUCCUGGCGCAGGUGAAGCAGCAGCACCAGAAGGGCCAGGGCGGCCAGAGCCAGUCCCGCAGGAAAUAG